AGGGUACAUCGCAUUCGCAUUCGCAUUCGCAUUCGCAUUCGCAUUCGCAUUCGCAUAUAUAGUAGAACAGUGAAGCACUUGUUUUAGUAAUAUAUAUCAGUAAAUAUUAUUGUAGGGAAGUGAAAAAUGGCUAAUAAUGGUGCACCACCAUCACAUAGGCAGAUGGCGAGGGGUGACCGUCGGAUGUUUGCUGCAUCGGAUGACAGUACAAUGCUGAAGCAAAUACAAGGAACUCAUGCUCCUGAUGGCCGUGAUGUUGAUGUCAGGCCAAUACUUGACAUCAUUGAGGAUGUCUUUAAGCGCGCUGCCCCAAGCAUUCAAGGUGCACAUAUCGAUUCCUUAGACGAUCAUAACAGUGGAGCUCACAUGGAUACAUAUGGGAUGCUUGAAGCUUUAGCUUUUAUCAUUCAAAAAGUCUCUUGUGAGAUAACAUGUAAAUGCUCUGGAGGAGGAGAUGCACACGCAACAACAAUGUCACUCCUUAAUUUACUCUCAAACUAUUCAUGGGAUGCAAAGGUAGCCAUAUCCCUCGCAGCACUAGCAAUAUCCUAUGGAGAGUUUGGACUUGUGGUUCAACUAUUCACCACUCACCCUUUAGCCAAGUCUGUGGCUGUACUUAAGCAACUACCUGACUUAAUGGAGCACUCUGAUGCACUGAAAUCCCGGUUUGAAGCUCUGAAUGUUCUCAUUGGUGCAAUGUUGGAUGUGACCAAGAGGAUUAUGGAGUUCAGGCAUCUGCCUCAUCAGUAUAUCUCGCCUGAACAACCGCCUUUAUCUGUUGCUAUGACACAUAUUCCAACUGCUGCUUACUGGACUAUUAGGAGUGUUGUUGCUUGUGCUACACAGAUUGCAAGCCUUAUUGGCAUGAGCUAUGAGUAUGUUACAUCAACCACAGAAGCAUGGGAGCUAUCAAGCCUGGCUCAUAAGGAAAGGAACAUCCAUGAUCACCUUAUGCAACAACUUGCUCUUUGCUAUCAGCAUAUUGAUGAUAAGAAACACGUAGAGGCAUACAACAAUCUUGUACGUGUCUUCGAUUUACCCCAAGCUGAAAACUCGAGGAUCUUAAGGCAUUUGAUAUACAUGAAGGAUGAUAUGCUGCCUCUUGUCGAAAACUCCACCAAAACAAGGGUUCAUGUUGAAGCCCUCAGGAGGAAAACAGUACUGUUACUAAUUUCAGACCUUGAUGUCUCCCAAGAAGAGUUGAUGAUUAUAGACCAUAUUUACAGAGAAUCAAGGAUGAGGCAAGAGUUGCAGUACGAAAUUGUGUGGAUUCCUAUGAUAGACAACACCGUCCCUUGGACUGAUGCACAUCAGGUUAAGUUCGAGCAGCUUCAGUCCAUGAUGUCAUGGUAUACUCUGCACCACCCUAAAAUAUUGGAGCCAGCUGCUGUAAGGUAUAUUAAGGAGGUAUGGAAGUUUGCUAAACGGAUGAUCCUUGUCUCGCUUGACCCUCAAGGGAAAUUGGCAUGCCCAAAUGCCCUUUACAUGUUCUUGAUUUGGGGAAAUAUGGCCUUCCCUUUUACUACUAUGAAGGAAGAAGCUCUUUGGAGAGAUGAGACUUGGAGUCUUGAGCUUUUUGUGGAUGCCAUUGAUACUCGAAUCCUAGAUUGGAUUCCACAAGGAAAAUACAUAUGUGUGUAUGGAGGGGAAGACAUGGAUUGGAUAAAGAGAUUCACUGAAACAGCAAAAGAAGUAGCAGCAGCUGCAGGAAUCGAUCUAGAGCUAGUAUAUGUAGGAAAAAGCAAUGCAAAAGAGCGUGUCAGAAAAAUCACAGCAACCAUAAGCAAAGAUGGACUUAGUCAUUUCUUGCCAGAGUUGACCUCAAUGUGGUACUUCUGGACUAGGCUAGAGUGCAUGCUGUACUCAAAAAUGCAACACGGGAAGAACGUGGAAAACGACCUGAUAAUGCAAGAAGUAAUGACAGUGCUUAGCUUUGAUGGAAGUGAUCAAGGGUGGGCUACAAUGUGGUUCGGAUCAAAUGAGAUGGCUAGAGCUAAAGGUGACACAAUAUUAGAGUGUGUGCUAACAUAUCAAGAGUGGGAGGAAAGUGCAAGGAUUAAAGGGUUUGUGCCUGCUUUAAAGGAACACUUGCAGCAGCUUCAUACACCACAUCACUGUAAUAGGCUUAUACUUCCUGGGAUUGAAGGUGGAAUUCCUGAGAAAGUGGUGUGUGCUGAAUGUGGAAGACCGAUGGAGAAGUACUUCAUGUACCGAUGCUGCACUGAUUAGCCUGUGCUCCUAUAUAUGUAACUCGGAAUUAUUCGAUCAGUUGAUUCAAUUUUUUCUUAGGGAGGGGCUGCUGUAUAGUAGCUACACUCGCGAGUGCCAGGAAUUUGCGAUGUUAUAUGAAUGGUUAUUGAGUUUUAGAUCUUUGCAAAAGUCUGUUAAAAAGUGUGAUCAUGUAAUGGAGUAGUAAGGGGUUAAGAUUGUUUAUUUUAGUGACAAAAGAUGUUCUUUUUCCUAAUUCAAGUUUUUCACUACCA
Spinacia oleracea (spinach) is the source of this 2483-nucleotide messenger RNA. RefSeq names its product protein SIEVE ELEMENT OCCLUSION B. Gene Ontology annotation, biological process: phloem development. The coding region runs from base 127 to 2229 and encodes 700 amino acids. The record is from RefSeq and is a predicted model, not a curated record. NCBI's taxonomy places the organism in Eukaryota, Viridiplantae, Streptophyta, Magnoliopsida, Caryophyllales, Amaranthaceae. The transcript is spliced from 7 exons.